This is a messenger RNA of Carassius auratus (goldfish), 1892 nucleotides long. RefSeq names its product folylpolyglutamate synthase, mitochondrial-like. The record is from RefSeq and is a predicted model, not a curated record. The transcript is spliced from 14 exons. The annotation marks the transcript as partial. Gene Ontology annotation, cellular component: mitochondrion; cytoplasm; cytosol. Gene Ontology annotation, biological process: tetrahydrofolylpolyglutamate biosynthetic process. Gene Ontology annotation, molecular function: ATP binding; tetrahydrofolylpolyglutamate synthase activity. NCBI's taxonomy places the organism in Eukaryota, Metazoa, Chordata, Actinopteri, Cypriniformes, Cyprinidae.
CGCAGUACGAGCUGUGCGCUGGCUCUUGCAGACAGCUGACACGCGAGAAGCAUUUAGCAGCACUGCAUGCAUGGCAACCCAGAGAAAUGCCGUUUUUUAACAUGCACCUGUGCAGCGCGCCGUGUUUCUCUGAGGCCAUUAACCCGCAGCCUGGUUGAAAUAGUGCUCUGAAUCGACAGCGAACUGGAAAUGUCACGGAGACUCAACUAACCGCUCUGCAGCUUCUUGACUUUUUAAACCUCCUUGAAUUACUCGAAUCACAAAUCAUAGUUGAAUUCUCUUUUUAAUCGAAUGCGCCAAAUUGUUGUCACUCGCGCUGGCGAUAGUAAACAGUACUGAAAUAUUUACGGGGAGAAGGAAGGAGGCGUGACAGGAAACCCCCCCAAAUUAGGAGCUGCUUCCUGCUGUCUCUGGGUUCACCAUGCUGCGCUUGAUCCGCGUGCUUGAGCGUGUACGCGCGUGUAGCGAGGUUCCCGCGCGCAACCGACUCUGGACCAAAGUCACCGAGCUGUCAGUGAGACUCUCCAGCACCAAAGCUGCUCCGCGGCUCCGAAGAAUGGACUACCAGGAUGCGGUUUGCACCCUCAACACCCUCCAGACGAACGCCAGCUCGCUGGAGCAGGUGAAGAGAGAGAGAGGUCAUCCUCAGCUCCAGCUGCAGGCCAUGAGAGGCUUCCUCCAGCGGGCAGGACUUAAGGUAGAUGAACUUGAUCGUCUAAAUAUUAUUCAUGUAACUGGAACGAAAGGAAAGGGUUCAACAUGUGCCUUUACAGAACAGAUUUUGAGAAACUAUGGCUUCCGGACUGGAUUCUACAGUUCACCUCAUUUGGUGCAAGUGAGAGAGCGAAUCAGAAUCAACGGGCAGCCAAUAGGAAAAGAGCUUUUCACCAAAUACUUCUGGCAGGUGUAUUGUCGACUGGAGGAGACAAAGGAUGCACAUUGUGGCAGCAUGCCUGCUUAUUUCCGCUUUCUCACCAUCUUGGCCUUUCACAUCUUUCUACAGGAGAAGGUUGAUUUGGCCGUCUUUGAGGUUGGGAUCGGUGGAGCGUAUGACUGCACUAAUAUCAUCAGGCGUCCCUGGGUGUGUGGCGUCUCCUCUUUAGGCAUAGAUCACACCAGCAUACUGGGAGACACAAUUGAGAAAAUUGCCUGGCAGAAAGGAGGGAUUUUUAAGCCAGGAGUUCCUGCAUUCACGGUCAAACAGCCUGAUGGGCCGAUGAAGGUGCUUCAAGAGAGAGCAGAAGAAAUCGGGUGUUCGUUAUCAGUGUGUCCUGAUCUGGAGGAGUAUCAGAGCGAGGCUUCGCUCCGGUUGGGUUUAGCCGGUCAUCAUCAGCGCAGUAAUGCUUCUCUGGCUCUACAGCUCUCUCACACCUGGCUGCAGAGACACUUCCUCACUGAUCCUGUGUCAUCAUCUGCAGUGGAGUUCAGCGGUGUGAGUCCAGCUCAAGCCUUCCAGCCCAGUCCGGCAAUGAUAAAAGGUCUUGCGGAGACUGAGUGGCCUGGGCGCAAUCAAACACUAAAACACGGUCCUGUGACGUAUUUCCUGGAUGGAGCUCAUACCACACGCAGCAUGCAGGCCUGUGUCCGCUGGUUCAGCGAGAUCGCACCACAACAUGAGAGAAAUGCAGGGGGUUCAGUGGUGAGGGUGCUCUUAUUCAACGCUACAGGAGAGAGAGACUGUGCUGCUAUGCUCAAACUGCUCGUACCCUGUCUUUUUGAUUUCGCCGUGUUCUGUCCGACCAUCACAGAAGCAAUAGCGACCUGUAAUGCAGGUAAGAGACGCUUCCCGCCGUCAUCCUGUGUAAGAGAUCCAGACGCAGAAGAUGAUAUGAGAUCUAGUCAAUCAAUAAGAGGUGAAGAUAGAUGUUUUGAGUGGUUCAGGACCAAUCUUU